AUGUCAAGGCCUCAAUUGACUUUACAGCUUCCAUGGGUCGAGAAGUAUCGACCCCAGAAGCUCCGAGAUAUAGUAGGUAACGAGGAAACAGUCGAAAGAUUGGAACAAAUCGCCAAGGAUGGUAAUAUGCCACAUAUGAUCCUAUCAGGUUUGCCGGGCAUUGGUAAGACAACCUCGAUUCAUUGUCUCGCACAUGAACUUCUGGGGGACUCGUUCUCGCAAGCGGUGCUCGAGUUAAACGCGUCGGAUGAUCGAGGUAUAGAUGUCGUGAGGAACCAAAUCAAACAUUUUGCCCAAAAGAAGUGCCAUCUACCGCCAGGGAAGCAUAAGAUUAUCAUCUUGGAUGAAGCUGAUUCGAUGACGGCCGGCGCUCAGCAAGCUUUGAGAAGAACAAUGGAGUUGUAUUCUAACACUACCAGAUUCGCUUUUGCCUGCAAUCAAUCCAACAAGAUUAUCGAGCCCCUGCAAAGCAGAUGUGCCAUUUUACGUUAUUCCAAACUUUCUGACGAACAAGUGCUGAAGAGAUUGUUGACCAUCAUCAAGGCAGAAAAAGUUGAGUGUACGAACGAUGGGCUGGAGGCGAUCAUUUUUACUGCCGAGGGAGAUAUGAGACAGGCCAUCAAUAACUUGCAAAGUACGGUUGCCGGCCAUGGUUUGGUCAGCGGUGACAACGUUUUCAAGAUCGUCGACUCGCCUCAUCCUUUGAUCGUCAAGAGAAUGCUGUUAGCAGAAACGCUAGAAGAAUCCAUUACCCACCUAAAGAAUGACCUUUGGGACAAAGGGUACUCUGCAGUAGAUAUCGUGACUACGUCCUUCCGCGUAGCCAAAUCUCUUUACCAGUUGAAGGAGGCUCAGAGGCUAGAAAUGAUCAAGGAAAUCGGCAUUACUCACAUGAGGAUACUGGAAGGUGUCGGUACAUAUCUACAAUUGGCCAGUCUCUUAGCUAGAAUACAUAAACUGAAGUAA
Torulaspora globosa is the source of this 966-nucleotide messenger RNA. RefSeq names its product replication factor C subunit 4 (gene RFC4). The transcript has a single exon. Bases 1 to 966 code for a protein of 321 amino acids. Lineage: Eukaryota; Fungi; Ascomycota; Saccharomycetes; Saccharomycetales; Saccharomycetaceae. Gene Ontology annotation, cellular component: Ctf18 RFC-like complex; DNA replication factor C complex; Rad17 RFC-like complex. The record is from RefSeq and is a predicted model, not a curated record. Gene Ontology annotation, molecular function: DNA clamp loader activity; ATP hydrolysis activity; DNA binding. Gene Ontology annotation, biological process: DNA-templated DNA replication; DNA repair.